Messenger RNA from Spirodela intermedia, 1365 nucleotides. The record is from the annotation of a GenBank genome assembly. NCBI's taxonomy places the organism in Eukaryota, Viridiplantae, Streptophyta, Magnoliopsida, Alismatales, Araceae.
AUGGCCACGGGCGAGGAGGAUGCCAACCACGUCGAGAACCAGAUCUCCAAUCAGGCUGAUCCGGCGCCUUCGACAGAAGAUCUUGCGGCCUCGGGUCUGGUUCCGACGUCAUCCUCCUCGGUCACACCGGCAUCCUCAUCGUCUUCAAGUAUCGACGCCCUGGAUAGGAAGUUUCAGGAUUCUCUGGCCCUCAGCAAGCGUCACCGCUUCUGGGAGACGCAGCCCGUGGGGCAGUUCAGGGAUCUCGGCGAUCCUACUGUGACGGAGGGCCCCAUUGAACCCCCAAUCCCGCUCUCCGACGUCAAGCCGGAUCCUUACACCCUCCCGGCCUCCUACGAUUGGUCAACCUGCGACAUCUCCGACGACGCAGUCGCCACCGAGGUCUACAACCUCCUCACUGCCAACUAUGUCGAAGACGACGAGAACAUGUUCCGAUUCAACUACUCCCGUGAGUUUCUCCGUUGGGCCCUCCGCCCCCCUGCCUACUUCACGGCCUGGCACAUCGGCGUGCGCGUCAAGUCGUCUAAGAAGCUUGUCGCGUUCAUAACCGGCGUCCCCGCAAGGAUCCGCGUCCGGAACGACGUUGUUGGGAUGGCCGAGAUCAACUUCCUCUGCGUCCAUAAGAAGCUUCGCUCCAAACGCCUUGCCCCCGUCAUGAUUAAAGAGGUCACCCGUCGUGUCCAUCUGGAAAAUAUGUGGCAGGCUGCUUACACUGCUGGCGUCGUCCUCCCCACCCCGAUCACCACCACUCAGUAUUGGCAUCGCUCUCUAAAUCCGAAGAAGCUCAUUGAGGUGGGUUUCUCUCGUCUCGGGCCCCGAAUGACUAUGAGCCGCACCAUUAAGCUAUAUAAGCUACCGGAUUCUGUAAUCACGCCUGGGUUUCGGAAGAUGGAGCUCCGGGAUGUGCCUGCUGUCACACGCUUGCUCCAAGGCUACCUGGCUCAGUUUGUUGUUGCCCCAGAUUUUGAUGACGCCGAUGUGGAACACUGGCUCCUGCCAAGGGAGGAUGUCGUGGAAAGCUAUGUUGUUGAGUGCCCUCAAACACAUGAGCUUACUGACUUCUGCAGCUUCUAUACACUGCCGUCAUCCAUCCUCUCAAACCAGAACUACUCAGUACUCAAGGCUGCCUAUUCUUAUUACAAUGUUGCUACAAAAACUCCCCUGCUCCAAUUGAUGAACGAUGCGCUCAUUGUGGCCAAGCAGAAGGAAUAUGAUGUAUUCAAUGCGCUUGAUGUGAUGCACAAUGGGAAAUUCUUGAAGGAGCUGAAGUUUGGUCCUGGAGAUGGGCAGCUGCACUACUACCUGUACAACUACCGUCUCCAGCACCCAUUGAAGCCAUCAGAUCUUGGGCUUGUACUCUUGUAG